UCGAGGCAGGGGUCGCGGCUCGGCCUCGGCCCCGCCUCCGCCCUUGCAACUUGAGCCUAGCUGCGACCCCUGCUCUGACGUCUCGGAAAAUUCCCCCUUGCCCAGGCCCUUGGGGGAGGGGGUGCAUGAUAUGAAAUGGGGCUGAGACCCCCGGCUAGGGGCAGAGGAACCCGCCAGAGGUGAGCCAUGAACUGAGGACUGGAUGCCUGGGUGUCUGGGUUAGGAAGGACCUGGGGGAAUAGACUCCCAAGAAGCCGGGGGCCUGGACUCCUGGAUCUGAGAGACUGAGAGGGCUGUGGUCCCUCACUCCCGGGACCAAGAUUCUAGGCUCCUGGGGAAGGAGGGAGCGGAGGCCUGGACUCCUGGCUCUGAGGGAAGCCAGGGCUGGGGCCCAGACUCCAGAGCCUCCAAGUGUCACCAGCUCACCCAUUGCCAUGUGGACUUUUCCUAACCCAGAACAUUCAGAAGGAGCAUCCAUGGACCUGUGGAACUGGGAUGAGGCAUCCCCCCAGGAAGUGCCUCCGGGGAACAAGCUGGCAGGGCUGGGUAGGCUGCCGGGGCUGCCACAACGUGUGUGGGGAGGGUGCCCAGGUGGGGCCUCUGCUGACCCUAACCCCUUAUCGCCUGCAGAAGGAGCCGAAUUCGGCUUCUAUGUCUCUGAUCUGGCGCUCCAGAUCAGAGCUCAGACUAGAGGGUGGGUAGUUAGGGGUCUCUGUCAUUGCUCACGCUCCUCCCUAUACUCAGGUACGAGCUCAUCCCUGGCAGGCUUCCCACAACUGGACUGGGGAUCCGCGUUACUGUACCCAGAAGUUCCAUGGGGGGCGGAACCCGACCCUCAGGCUCUUCCAUGGUCGGGGAACUGGACAGACGAGGCGUGCACAGCGUGGGACUCUUGGAGCUGCUACUCUCAGACCCUGGGCCCCGCCCCUCCCGGCCCGGGCCCCGCCCCCGCCCCCGCCGCCUGCUCUGAAGGCGCCGCGGGUCAGAAUUGUGUCCCCACGGCGGGAGGGGCCACCUCGUGGUCGCGCGCCCAGGCCGCCGGGAGUACCCCCAGCUGGGACUGUUCUGUGGGCCCCGACGGCAUCACCUACUGGGGCAGUGACCUCGGCGGGGAGCCGCGCACGGACUGUACCAUUUCGUGGGGCGGGCCCGCGGGCCCGGACUGUACCACCUCCUGGAACCCGGGGUUGCCUGCGGAUGGCACCACUUCUUUGAAGGGGUACCAGAGCUCAGCUCUCACCGCUUCUUCCGAACCGAGCCCGCAGUCGGACCGUGCCAGUUUGGCUCGUUGCUCCAAAACUAACCACCGAGGUCCCAUUCAGCUGUGGCAGUUCCUCCUGGAGCUGCUCCACGACGGGGCGCGUAGCAGCUGCAUCCGUUGGACAGGCAACAGCCGCGAGUUCCAGCUGUGCGACCCCAAAGAGGUGGCUCGGCUGUGGGGCGAGCGCAAGAGAAAGCCUGGCAUGAAUUACGAGAAGCUGAGCCGAGGCCUGCGCUACUACUACCGUCGCGACAUCGUGCGCAAGAGCGGGGGGCGCAAGUACACGUACCGCUUCGGGGGCCGAGUGCCCAGCCUAGCCUAUCCGGACUGUGCAGGGGGCGGACAGAGAGCAGAGACCCAAUAAAAAUUCCCGAUCAAACCUC
Molecule: messenger RNA, 1644 nt
Organism: Sapajus apella (tufted capuchin)
Lineage: Eukaryota; Metazoa; Chordata; Mammalia; Primates; Cebidae
Gene: ETV2
Product: ETS variant transcription factor 2
Biological process (GO): regulation of transcription by RNA polymerase II; cell differentiation
Cellular component (GO): nucleus
Molecular function (GO): sequence-specific DNA binding; DNA-binding transcription factor activity, RNA polymerase II-specific
Source: RefSeq, a predicted model, not a curated record